AAACGGCGCAUGACGUCAGGCGCGGUGACGUCUUGUAAGCUCAAACUUCAUGCUGCAUCUUAAAAUUAUGUUUUCUCUUUUUUAAUACACAUACCUGACGGUGACGCCCAGUGAUUUACUUUUCAUAAAUUUUGCCGCAGAUUGCUCCAAUCAGCCGACAGGAAGCGGAUACUGAUGGUUAUUGCUUGUUUAAUGGUUGCCCACGGCGAUGGAGCUGACCGUUUUUUUAUGGAUUGUUAUGAGACUCUUGUUAAACAGCGUUAUUGAGGGCAAUCUGCUUGCCGACAAUAAUCUGACUGAAGUUGUGAGUACUCCACAUCCGUUGAAUUCUGGCUCUGGUAAUACCACGAGCUUCGUCGAUCAGUGGACAGAUUUAACAACAACUUCAUCGACAUUAACUCAAAGUGAGGUUCUGCCGCGAGUAGGUACACUGCCAGACCUUGAAAUAAACGUUCACUCUUUGUGUGUUUGCAACUUACUGGUGGAACAGUGUGAUAUAAAUUGCUGCUGUGAUCCAGACUGUAGAAAAUCUGAUCGAGCUACUUUUACAACCUGUGAUAUUAAGAUUGUCAUGGGUGAUCGUGAGCUUUGCAAUCAAGAGGCAGCAAUGUAUACUUUGAAUUGGAAUAAAUCUGUAUCCUUGAUCAACCCCAGCAUCUUUUGUAUUAAGACAAACAAUUACAGAGCAGGAUCAUCUUUUUUUGCCCCAGAAGUGCCAACCACUCAUAAUUUUGACAGAUUAAUGAAACAAUUUGGUGGUUCUUCCUUUAGUACACCAAACCCACCAACUACAAGUAGAUCCAAGUCAACGGCAAGAGGCUAUCAGUAUGGGGUUCCUAUUAAAGCAGUUGAUGAUUUUCUGAGACUUCCUGCUCCUCUGGCAACAUCUGAAUGCACUGACAAUAACCCAGCAGGCUUCUUAGUAAAUCAGGCAACAUAUUGCAGCAGAAGAUUUGAUAUAGCAGCAAACUGCAGCAAUUUUAGAGCAUUAAGCAUACAACGCUAUCUCCAUUUUAGUAUUUUGCCAAGCCCCAGUGCAAGCUCAGACAGUGCUAUCCCUUUACUACUUACCUCUGUUAAUUUGAGAUCUCUAAAUGGAACGCUAACACAUCCAAGUGACCGUGCUGCUGAUAAUUGGUUGCCUCGUUUACAUGAUGAUAUCUGCGUAAAUGUGGUGCUAGAGGUGAAUUAUGUCAUUGUAUAUAAUGAUAAAGGAAAAAUUGUGAAUGCCUCUGUUGCAUUCAUUCUUGGAGCCAUUGAAAAUAACAUGGUACCAAUACAACAACACUUUCAGAUUACGUUCAUUCAGGACAAUACAACAGGUGUUCCUCUCAGUGGAAAUCCAGGUUACAUUGUUGGACUCCCUCUAGUGGCUGGAUUUGGACCAAAUGCCUCAUUUGGUAUAAUUCAGAGCAAAAACAGACUUGGGCAGCUGACUGUCAUUAAGAGUUCAACCAAUCAGGACUGUUUAUGGAUGGAAGGACUUCGGACACCAGUACUUUUUGGAUAUAAUUUACAUUCAGGUUGUACAUUGCGUAUAAUGAACAGCACAACAUGCCAUCAGUGGUCGCAAAUCAUUAGAAAUCUGUUAAUUGGGCAAAAUUUUCCAAAUAUCGUGGCAUCAUUUGGAAAUUCUCCAGUCCAGUAUGUGAAAGACUGGGUGACCAUCAAGCAAUUUACCUCUAGAGCUCAGAGUUGUGAUUGUGAAGUUCCUCAGUCUUUAGCCCUCCGGGUAAUGUGGACAAAGUAUGGAUCCUUAAUAAAUCCACAGGCUAAAAUAGUCGAUGUCACUCAAACAAUCAGAAAAACCUGCAUUAUGAUGCCUUUGAAAUCUGCAAAAACUUUACAUAUUUCUACCUCUGUUACUUUUACGGAUAUGUCAGCAUCUGCCCAGCCUGGAUACAAAAUGAGACCAACGAUUGAUGCCAAAUUGCCUUAUGAUUUCUUCUUUCCUUUUUUGUGAAAGGUCCUGAACUGCUCACAGGGACAGGAUUAUAUUCAAAUUUUAGCCUGAAAUUGAUAAUAUGUCUGCUUUGUAAAGUUAUUGAUUAUUUUUCAGCUGAAAUUCCCUCAAGUGUCAUGUUUUCUAGCUAGAUAUAGGAUCAAAUAAUUUGUACUUAUUUAUACAUUGUACAUUGAUGAAAGUCUUAGGUUUCCAACUCGACAGCAUUUACAGAAUAGGAAUUGCAACUACAAACAGGUAUUCUUUAACAGCACUGAAUUCAUUUACAUGCAGAGCACAAAGUACUGUAAUAUUUAUAGCAUUAAAGGAUUUUGGACACUAUUUAAACAGUAUUGUAAAUGGUCUGGUACCAUUAUUUUAUCUAUCUUUUAAAUAGAUGCUUUCUAUGCAGGGAGAAUUUUUAAACCUAAUUUGUACUUUUACAAUUCAUUGCUGCUUUUGCUAUAUCUUAAAAUUGUUAUGAGUUUUCCAAAGAAAUUUUAAAAAGUGUAUGACUGUCUUCAUAAUUCAACCAUCUAUUUCAAGAAAAAUUAAUUUCAUUUUAUGUAAGUUACUGAUUUCCAGAACUAUUUUAGAUCAACUGUCUAUAUCUAGAAAACUAACACUUAAAACAAA
This is a messenger RNA of Rhincodon typus (whale shark), 2578 nucleotides long. It is a transcript of the gene tctn1, whose product is annotated as tectonic family member 1. Gene Ontology annotation, biological process: protein localization to ciliary transition zone; cilium assembly. Gene Ontology annotation, cellular component: MKS complex. The transcript has 14 exons. Bases 209 to 1963 code for a protein of 584 amino acids. The record is from RefSeq and is a predicted model, not a curated record. Lineage: Eukaryota; Metazoa; Chordata; Chondrichthyes; Orectolobiformes; Rhincodontidae.